This is a messenger RNA of Colletotrichum destructivum, 1455 nucleotides long. Its product is annotated as Putative Zinc finger, CCHC-type. Gene Ontology annotation, cellular component: cytoplasm. Bases 204 to 791 code for a protein of 195 amino acids. The record is from RefSeq and is a predicted model, not a curated record. Gene Ontology annotation, biological process: positive regulation of cytoplasmic translation. The transcript is spliced from 9 exons. Gene Ontology annotation, molecular function: single-stranded RNA binding; zinc ion binding; mRNA binding. NCBI's taxonomy places the organism in Eukaryota, Fungi, Ascomycota, Sordariomycetes, Glomerellales, Glomerellaceae.
UUUUUAACCUUGCCCACUCCCUGCCGCAACCACCGGUCUCCUCCCCUUCUCUCCCACAACAUAAACCACCACCAUCACAAACCUUGCAAAACUUCCAAACCCCCUCCUUUUCGAGCAGAGAUUUCUUCCAGCUCGAUAGUCGCCCUUCAUUCACAAGAACCAACACCUUUACGUCUCCGCAUCACCAACCAACAUCAAUCGCAAUGGACUUCCAGGGAUCCGCCGGCGCUCCUCCCCAGGCUCGCACUUGCUUCACCUGCGGUACUGCUGGUCACCAGGCUCGCGAGUGCCCUAACCGUGGCGCCGCCAAGUGCUACAACUGUGGCAACGAGGGUCACAUGAGCCGUGACUGCCCCGAGGGCCCCAAGGACACCAAGUCCUGCUACCGCUGCGGCCAGGCUGGCCACAUCAGCCGUGACUGCCCCCAGGGAGGCAACGUCGGUGGUGGUGCCGGCCCCUCCAGCUCCGAGUGCUACAAGUGCGGUGAGGUCGGUCACAUUGCCCGCAACUGCCCCAAGUCUGGCGGCGGCUACGGCGGCGGCUUCGGCGGCGGUGCUGGUGGCUACGGCGGCGGUGCCGGUGGCUACGGCGGUGCCAGCCAGAAGACCUGCUACUCUUGCGGUGGCUACGGCCACAUGUCUCGCGACUGCACCAACGGCUCCAAGUGCUACAACUGCGGCGAGAACGGCCACUUCUCCCGCGAUUGCCCUAAGGAGUCUUCCGGUGGCGAGAAGAUCUGCUACAAGUGCCAGCAGCCCGGCCACGUUCAGUCCCAGUGCCCCAACAACUAAAGUCUCUACAAUGGCUUAUCGGUGAUGAGUGUUCUGCCAGGUAAUGGCAGUUUCGGUUUCGAGACAGUUUGACGGCUUCGAGGCCACCAUGGCUAUGGCUCACUUAUGCGAUCGACUUGGCAUUGCGGAUGAUUUGUACAUUUCCUUUUUCUUUUUUUUCUUCUCCUUUUUUCCCAGUCUUUCUUCCUUGCGCUCAUGUUCUUACGGCAAACAACUCUGGGACUCGGCCCGCGGAAAAGUUUUACACGGACAACGGCAUAUGAAUCACGGCUUUUUCUUAACGCACCAAAGAUACACCUUUCGCAUUUGGUCGUCAACCUCGGCAAAAUGCGGGGUUGGUCGGAUCGUUUGGAUGACGAUGGCAGCAAAGCAAUUGGGGGAAACAAGCUUGCGCUGACCUUCUCUCCGGUUUAUGAAUGAGAGAGAGAAGAGCAGAGUGGGAGGGGCCUCCUCGGGCCGGAUAGCUUUCGACUCUGAUAGAUAUACUGGUCGCUCCGGUUGAGCAGCUGGGAAAAGGGCUCUCAACACGACCUGGACAGUGUGGGCCGUUCGAGGCGGUCAUAGCUGUCGUUCAGGGCAGGGAAUGGAACGUUUGCGUCUCACUUGGUUGCCUUCAUUUGUGUGUGCUGUGACGGCGUUUGUCCGUAGCGACGGACUCUACUAA